AGAACUAGGAGGGCGUGUCGCCAUUUCAAGUGAAAAUAAACAAUGAUUGGCAAUGGCUGAAAAAAUUGAACGACUAGGCAAACACAAGGCCUCAACUACCACGGAGAAAAUCUCUAAGAAAUCCAAGAUAGCACCUGCUGAAUGGAAGACAUGCUCAUUUAAAUCAUGUGUUACCCAGCAGAUACACCCACAAACAGAUUGCUAUGUUGAGAUCAAAGCCACUCUGCCAACAAAGGACAGCUCUAGAUCUACACUCAUUGCUUGGGGCUCAACGGGUGAUGCAAGUUUCCACAAGACAUGCUGGGAUGAUUUACUGAAAAGCAGUAGAGCUCGAAAUCCAAAAAACAUUGCAAUCAAGCUGAGCAAUCGAGAUAAAUCACUUGUGAAAGAAGCAUCGAAAACAGUGGAACACCAUGACUCUGUUGAUAUUGUCAGGAUGGAGGGAGCUAGGAUUGCACAGCUCAUUCGAUCAUCCCAUCAUUGCAUUGUAUUCUCAGGAGCUGGCAUUUCAACUUCUGCUGGUAUUGGAGAUUAUCGUGGGAAAGAAGGGAAAUGGACGGAAGAAGAUCGAGAAGCUGUGUCUGGCAGCACUGCAGUCACUGAGGAGGAGGGUGUGCCGUAUGAAAACCUCAGGCCAACGUACACUCACGAGGCUUUGGUGAAACUCUUGGAGAUGGGGAUGAUAAAGCAUAUCAUAUCUCAGAAUGGAGACGGUCUUCAUGGAUUGUCUGGUAUACCUGUUGAGCAUCUAUCAGAGCUACAUGGCAACGUGUUUAUCGAGAUUUGUGAGAGCUGUGGACAUCGCUACAAUCGAUCCUUCUAUGUGAUGGAUGAUACUGCAAGUCAGUACUUUGAAGACUUAAACGAACAAGGUAGCAGUGAGAUACCUCGUCCCAAACACGCUGUCAAGUGCACGCUCUGUGGACUAACUCAUCGUACAGGCCGCAAGUGCUCGCAAAAAGGAUGCAAAGGUUUUUUGAAAGAUAGUAUCAUUAAUUUUAGUGAUGAUCUCGAGGAAGCGAUACUCACACAAGCCGAGAAGAAUGCUGAUAAAGCUGAUCUUUGUUUGAGCUUUGGAACCACCAUGCAAGUCUAUCCAGCCUGCAAUCUUGUGAGAAGGGGACGGAAGCCAUUGAGAUUGGUUAUUAUUAAUCGACAGAAGACUGGAUUUGAUGAUCUUUGCUUGAAGAAAGUGGCUGGUGAAGUAUUGGGCAGUCGUGUGUUCGGGGAUUGUGAUCAAUUGUUGGCAGAGGUGAUGAAAAACUUGCUGACAGCAGAGGACCUACAAACAUGGGAAGGAGCAAGACAAGAACGAAUGACCGGCUAUGACCGUCAAAGAAGUAGCCCACACUAGGUUGUGUAUAGUAGUUAACGUAACUAGCUCACACUAGAUUAUAGUAACUAGGUUGUGUAUAGUAAUACUGUUAGAUUGAUGGCUGUAAUUAGUAACAACGUUUUUAUUUUUGUGAAUACAAUAAUAAUUUUUACAAUUUGA
This is a messenger RNA of Halichondria panicea, 1495 nucleotides long. RefSeq names its product NAD-dependent protein deacylase sirtuin-6-like. Lineage: Eukaryota; Metazoa; Porifera; Demospongiae; Suberitida; Halichondriidae. The record is from RefSeq and is a predicted model, not a curated record. Gene Ontology annotation, cellular component: nucleus. Gene Ontology annotation, molecular function: NAD+ binding; transcription corepressor activity. Gene Ontology annotation, biological process: negative regulation of transcription by RNA polymerase II. The transcript has a single exon. The coding region runs from base 53 to 1354 and encodes 433 amino acids.